AUGUCAACAAGCCUCUGGAGUUCUAAAAGUUUUUGUCAGGUGACUUCGAUCCCGAGAUUCCGAGCGUGGCGGAAUAGCGACGAGGACUUCCAGGACCGGCAUCUACAACCGACUUUGAAGCACGGUGGUGGAAGCAUCAUAGUGUCGGACUGUUUCUCGCGGGCUGGGGUUGUAAACUUAGCGCUGGUCAACGGUAUCAUGAAUCGACAGUCGACAUUUUCAUACUACGAAGAAAACACCAGCAUUCUUCCGAUCACCCCGAAUCUUACCAAACCCCAAUGCCCGGAGUUGAGUCCUAUUGAGAAUUUAUGGGUGAUUUUGAACAACAAGGUGGACAAAUCUAACGUUACGAACAAGCAAAACUAUGUUGCUGCGUUGAAGAAGGCUUGGGACGAGCUGGAUCCCCAACAUGAUUCGUGA
This is a messenger RNA of Toxorhynchites rutilus septentrionalis, 420 nucleotides long. RefSeq lists its product as uncharacterized. The record is from RefSeq and is a predicted model, not a curated record. Bases 1 to 420 code for a protein of 139 amino acids. Lineage: Eukaryota; Metazoa; Arthropoda; Insecta; Diptera; Culicidae. Gene Ontology annotation, molecular function: nucleic acid binding. The transcript is spliced from 2 exons.